This is a messenger RNA of Siniperca chuatsi (mandarin fish), 2545 nucleotides long. RefSeq lists its product as uncharacterized. Gene Ontology annotation, molecular function: transmembrane signaling receptor activity. NCBI's taxonomy places the organism in Eukaryota, Metazoa, Chordata, Actinopteri, Centrarchiformes, Sinipercidae. The record is from RefSeq and is a predicted model, not a curated record. Gene Ontology annotation, cellular component: plasma membrane. Bases 165 to 1394 code for a protein of 409 amino acids. The transcript is spliced from 7 exons.
GGAGAGACAGAAAGGUGGGGGCAAGGGUAUUUAGGCAACAUAUGACAGAAUUUAAGGAAACACAACACCGGAGACCAACCAACUGUAGAGACAAACCGAUCAGAGGAAACUGAAAUAACCAGCUGGGGUUUAAUAAUCUGACCGAGGAUCUCAGCAAAAGCAACAUGAUGAAGAGCUUUCUUCUGCUCAUCCUCUCAAUGAUGGCAGGCUGUGAGGACUCAUCUGAAGAGUCUGAAGUCAAGGGAUGCCCAAACGGAUGGGUUGAAUUCACCUGGAAAUAUCCAAAACCAAAUAGAAACUAUCAAAGUAUUGAUAUACAAUGUGCCAUUCGCAAAGAAACAAUCAUACAAAGUACUCAGACAGAUGUGUGGGAAAACACAGGCGGAGUUUUCCUGUACAAUGAUACAAAAAAUAAAAAUCUCAGGGUGGUCAUUAAACAACUUGAUAAACAUGGGAAGUACCGAUGUGAAUUUGUGAAAAAACAACAAUCUCGCUCAUCACAUAAAAAAGAAGUGGAAGUUGAGAAAGACGGCUGCCAGAGUCAAUUGAUUCAAACUGCGUACAAAACAGCUAAAACCACCAUCACAUGUCAUUACAAAGGAAACAAAAACAAGUCCAAGUUUUUCUGCAAAGAGAACAAUUCAACCUGUGAGGAUAUUUUAUCAACAAAAUCCUCUGUAAAGUCAAACGAGACAUUCACUCUCACAGAAACCAAACGUGGCUUCAACAUGUCCAUCAGUAAUGUGUCCUCACAGCAUGCUGGUGUCUACUGGUGUGGAGUGGAAUUAAAUAAAGGAAAUUCCCGAGCUUCACGCAAACAAAUACAACUGAGGUUAAAGGGAGAAGAUCCAUCUAUAUGUCAACCUCUAGUAAGCACCGCACAGCAAAACAAGAACACUGGGAAGUUUUCCAUGAAGGAUUACAAAGAGAAGAGCAGUAUCACCAUAACAGUGAGAGACGUAACACCAGACGACACUGGGACAUACUGGUGCGGAGCUGAAAGCACUGACAAAACACGCAGCAACCCAUUCUUCCACAGAUUUGAGAUGACUGUAAAGGAUGACUCUUCGUUAACUGUAAAAAUUGCUGCGAUCGUCAGUGUAGCGGUGCUGGUGCUGGUGCUGGUGCUUGUUUUGGUUCUCGUCUAUAAACGAUUUAAGCGUUUGAAAAACACACAAAAUGAAGAAGCACAGGACAACAAAGAGGAUUGUGCCUAUGAGGAGAUACAGGAGUGCCCCCAGAAGCCAGACUCAGGAACUGCGCUUAAAACUAUUUAUGCCACUGCCAACUUUCCCACAAACCCCUCUUCUGCCUCGCAGCAUUACUCCAACAUCAACUACCACAUCAAUAAGGACCACAGAAUUGAAUCAACACCUGAACAAUAUUUACAAUAGAGUUAAUCCAGGAAUACUGGAUUGGAUUGAUAGUAUGUAAGAAAUAGAUCGUUUUAACCAAUAAGUUGGCAUUCUUGCAAGUUUGUUAAUGAUGUUGCUGCUUUUGUUUAUUGUUGCCUUUGCUGCAUUUGUGGCAUUAUUGUAGUUUCAUCAUUAAAAGAUCUUUUUUAUAAAACAUUCCUUUUGUCACCAAGAUAGUGCAUUUGUACAUAGUGUCACUUUGAUUUUCUUUUUAAUUUAUUUCAAGAUUGUAUUUGAUUUACAAAAAAAUGUCUUUUUACCUUCAUAUCGAGUGGUAAUCUUCAUCCUAUAAUCGAUAUUAUAAAUUGUAUUUGUUUAUUUCGCAAUAGUUACAAAGGGUUUUUCAGACAGAGACAAAAGAAAGAAAAAUAAGACAAACAAGAUGGCACAAACAAAGAACACAAAAUACGUACAAACCAGAAUAUAUAACAUUAUAUCAGGAAAAUGAAAAUAAAAAGAAGUUCCUAAAAUUUGCUCUAGUUUGGCUCCUUUGAGACUAGUUCAUUUACUCAUUUACUUUGUUGACCUUUUGACCUCACGCACAUUACAUUCACAUUGUAUAUACAUCAGUAAACACAUACAUGAUAAUGUGGCUUUUGUUUGAUACAUCAUACUCACACGUUUAUUUAGUAGUACACGUUUAUUAGUUUCUAUUCGUAGCGUGCACAUUUAGUUAAUUUCUCUACAGUCAAACUCUAUUGUCAUUAGUUAAGUUUGCCUUAAGUUGUUCUAAUUUCUCAAGUUACCACUGCUGAGGGUGCUGCUGGUGCUGGAGACUGGUGUGGACAGUACUGCCACAUCAUGCGGGGAUUGGGAUUUCUAAUUUAGAGAUUUUGCUUAUUUAGAAUAUCAGAUUGUUGGUUCUUUUGCUUCUGUUAAUGGUUAAAAUAUUUAUACUGAUAGACUAAUUGCCCUGUUUUGUUUGUAGGUUAGUUGGUAGUUUUUGUGUGUUUCCCCAAUGGUUUGACCAGCCACUAUAUAUAUUUCCUUUGUGGUCAGAUUUGUCUGUUCAGUUCUAUUCAGAUUGUUAAAUUGGCAUAGCCUAACUUAUGGGCCCAGAACUUUGUUGCUUAUUUUGUAAAAUGUAUAUUUCGUUUUUGGGUAAAUAAAACCCUCUUUUUGAAAAUUCA